Molecule: messenger RNA, 950 nt
Organism: Planococcus citri (citrus mealybug)
Lineage: Eukaryota; Metazoa; Arthropoda; Insecta; Hemiptera; Pseudococcidae
Exons: 6
Coding region: 165-833 (222 amino acids)
Source: RefSeq, a predicted model, not a curated record
UCAUUACCGAUUAGAUAAUUUUUCCAGUUGCGUGGUGUGCUACGAGUGGAUGGUAAUUAAAUUGUCCCGACCGUUCAAUUUCGGAUUACCUACUUAAAACUUAGAUACUUAUUCAAAUUCGGUGUUUUAUUCUUUAUUAUUUGAUAGACUCAAUUUUGAGUAAAAUGUUGCCUAAAUGUGUGCUCAAUGUUGCCAAAUGCGUGUCAGUAUUUUUAUUGGUCGCCUUAUCGUCAUCUAUGAGCAUCGAUUCUGAAAUUAAAAUUCCCUUACCAAAUCAAGCACAAAUUGAGGCAUGCGACCACCAUUUUUCAAACUGUGAAUAUUUUACAACUUAUCCCAGUGCAUACAUGGAAAAAUUGAUUAGGAAUAACUCAAUAAAAAAAGAAAUGCUGCUUGGAAGAGGGAUUAAGCUAAUGGACGAGACAAAUCUUCAAAACGAUCAAAACGAUGAGUUUACCCCAUUGUGCAAGAUUAUUAAACGCAUGUGGCAACCACAAGGGGCAAUAACCAAACAGGGAGAAUUCGUUUAUAUCGUUCAAAUGGAAGUAGAUGGUGAACAGUAUUAUCAAUCUGUAAAGGAUAUUAAAUGCGAAAGUAAGGGCGGACCUUGCGAAAAUGGUGAUGGGAAUUUAACGAUAAAUUCAAGUUCAUCGCAUGGUUUGGUAUGCCGUGAGAAUGAUGUGACAGCCGCUGUGGUUGGCGUAACUCCAAGGGGAAAGGUCGUACGUGCUGAAGUUGGGCAUUCCACCUGUUGCUCCUGUCGAAUGAAAGUGCUGUUGCCGAGUACAACAAAAAAAUCUCACUUUAAGGAAUUAAACGUAGGACGUACAUAGUUUACGUUAAUGAAUUUUCAAAUUUUAAUUUUAAUCAUUAUUUGUCGACUCAUGUAGAUGUCAGAAAUUCAAAAUGUUUUAUUCACGAAUAAAAAUAUGAAGUACCUACCUACACAA